CUCAAGUCAAUGUCGCUCACUCUUGAACCUCAGGCUUUAUACAUAUGUCUAACGCAGCUGCUCGUCCCAGGCUUCCACUGGGGCCUAUAUUUUACGGAUGAGCAUGGCAUACCUACACGCCACGAAUGGGCGGAAGUCAGAGGCGCGCGCGAUCGCCUGUCCCCCGUCGAGGCGUAUAGCGUCGCCGUCAUCGACCCAGUCCGCGAGAGCGACCAGGAGAACAGGCUCAAUCUUGCUUUUAUCAAGGUUCGCGGUUACACGCCCAGCGGACUCAACGUCCGCGAGCUGUUUGCAAGUCUGGAACCUUCGGGCGGAUCGAAUAGCUGGCGCACGAAUCGCAAGAAUGGCCUCAGUUGCAGGACGUGGCUCAUCCGUGCCCUGACGCUCCUGCAACGUGAAGGAGCCAUUGUGCGCGAUAGACCCGUCGAGGAGGUCGAGGAGAUGGUCAAGAAGAUUGGGAUGGAAGUCGAGCGGCGUCUUGGGAAUGGGGAGAAUGUCGGUACUUGCAUUACGGAGGUCUAAUUCGCAGCAAUUUGGAAGACUGUAUACUAUUC
Molecule: messenger RNA, 554 nt
Organism: Schizophyllum commune H4-8
Lineage: Eukaryota; Fungi; Basidiomycota; Agaricomycetes; Agaricales; Schizophyllaceae
Exons: 1
Coding region: 10-522 (170 amino acids)
Source: RefSeq, a predicted model, not a curated record